AUGUCACCUUGCCCAGGCCAAGAGGGGGAUCAUCCGUUCAAGCUGGAGGGUGAUGAGAUGAUGGCUGCACAACGGUAUGAGGAUGCUGUACGACUGUACUCAUCACUGCUUGACUUACAGCCAUCCGAAGUUCGUGUAUGGGGCAACCGAGCGCAGGCAUACCUGUACCUAGGGCGCUUCGAAGAGGCAGAGAGGGACGCAACGAUGGUUCUGGGAAUCGAUCCUGACAACAUCAAGGCCCACUAUCGACGUGGAUGGGCGCGGCUGAAACUAAGAACCCCAAAUGUGAAGGGCGGGAAGGAAGACCUGGCUAGAGUCCUGUCGCAAGAGCCUGGCAACAAAGCGGCAAGGGACUUGCUGCAGAACUUCGAAGAACGGGGCCUUGACGAAGAUGCGGGUGUGGCGUUGACCGUCGUCGAAGACGACAGUGAGGAUGGAUGCUCGUGGUGCCCAGUGUCGACGAUGCCCGGAAGGGAUGAAGACGAGCGGGCCUCACUUGAUUUUUGGAGGAAAGGCGAACAGUUUAAAAGCAAUAAGAAGUGGCAGGAGGCUCUGGGCUGUUUCAAUAGAGCGGCCGUUGCUAACCCGUUGAACUCCAAGAAUUGGGUCAGCAUUGCAGAGGUUCACCGUGAGCAGGGGAACCACAGGGAGAGCGAGGAAGCUUCGCGUCGGGCUGCAUGUAUUGCACUGAACCAACGGCAGGACUGAUGUUGCUUGAGGGAUGUUCGUCCUGGUUGCGCGAGCGCCACCAAAAGAGCAACUUGGGGCACAAAAAAAAGGAACCGGUUGUUGUACGUUUCGGUGGUAAUGUGCGGUGUACUCGAGGGUAACGUCACGCCAGCUUGAGUUUUCUUCAACCCGAACUAUCCUGCUCCGCUUUGGGAGAGGAUUGCCUCAAAAUCGAACUUCCUCAG
Molecule: messenger RNA, 914 nt
Organism: Ectocarpus siliculosus
Lineage: Eukaryota; Phaeophyceae; Ectocarpales; Ectocarpaceae
Source: the annotation of a GenBank genome assembly